Messenger RNA from Chilo suppressalis (striped riceborer), 1831 nucleotides. Lineage: Eukaryota; Metazoa; Arthropoda; Insecta; Lepidoptera; Crambidae. The record is from the annotation of a GenBank genome assembly.
CCAAAUUGUACACGAAAUGAAUUUCAGGGAAAAUUUAAAUGAAAGACUGUCGAUUCACUCCAAAGCUUUGAUGUUUAACGCAGAGGUGCCUACCUACCUGCUGUAAAUUUAGUCCCUUUCCAAUAUAACGUUUAUUGCUUUUAAUAUUAUUAGCAGCUGGCUCUAUAAAUUGUUUUUACAGUCAUUAACAUAGAGACAAAUGAAAACACACGUGAAAGUCGGCAGUUCAUGCGAGUUUGUGCCGUCACCAAACGUUUAUUUCUGUCUUAAAAGCAUCGGAAAUCCAAAAUAGACAAGUCCAAUGGCUCUUCGCAGCCACUCAGUGCACGCACGCGGGAACCGAACGCAUCUUAAACCAGACGUAUCCACGCUCAACAAUAAUACGCUAAAAGCGACAAUUACAGUUUAAAAACGGAGUGUUUAGAGACGUCCGCUCGCUAUGGCUGUCAAUCGCCGAAUGACUGCCAUUUUGUUUUUAUUGUGUAUUGUUUGUGUAGUGAAAUGUUGUGAUGUUGAUGAUGUGGCCGUUUAUAAGGUGAAGUUGAAGAUGCUAUGGAGCGAAGAGACUUUCCCUAAGGACUAUCCAACGAACCGACCGAAAGCACAAUGGUCUCCCGUGUUUGGUCAGUCCCACAACACUUCGUACGCACUAUACCGCGUGGGAGACGUAUCCAAAGCAACAGUGAGGGCAUUCGCGCAGUACGGCAAGCUCGAUGACCUAGUACAGGAGGGGGAGAAUGAGCCGAAAGUGUACGACCAGUUCUCAGCCAAAGCACUGGGGAGUGGAGUGGGCGAGACUGAGAAUGUGGUGCUGGUGGACGGCGGACAUACCCUGGUAUCAUUGAUCUGUCAUCUGAUACCAUCCCCAGACUGGUUUGUCGGCGUGGACAGUGUGGACCUGUGCGUAGACUUCUCUUGGGUAGACCAAAUAACCCUAGAUCUGGAACCCUUGGAUGCUGGUGCGGCUAGCGGCCUUACCUUCACCGCCCCACGUUGGGAGACUGACCCCCCCGAGCCAGUCACUAAGCACACGCCACGAAGACCAAACCACCCCGCGUCAGGUUUCUACUACCCGACACUCAGGGAGCUGCCGACCAUCGCUAAAGUGGAGUUUACCAAGGUUAAAGAAUAUUCUUCUAAGGAAAUCAACGAAUUAGCACGCAGAGAUAUGUUAACUAAACUGAAACUUAAAGAUGAAUACAAAGGUUUCCAUGAAGAUGUUAACGUAGAUGAUAGUGAUGAACACGAUGAUGAUGAUAAUUACGAAGAGUCAGAAACAGUAACUAAGAACAAUGUAGAACGACUCAUGGAGCUUGAAGAGGAACCGUUUGGUACACCCAAACAGAACCAGGCUGAUAAUUACGUGAUUGUAGUGACUAAAGCACCAACCACAACUACGACGACAGAAAAGGAAUUCGACAAUGAACUGAAGAGUAUGGAUGAAGUCGUCCUCGCGGUGGCCAAAGGACGCAAGCUUGGCCUGGGGCGACAUCUACCAAGGCACUUCCGCCACAGGCUGCAUCACGCUGUCAAUAGAAUUCAACCUGACGAUUGCCUAGUCUCGGAAUGGAGUGACUGGACCCCUUGUUCUACCACCUGCGGUUUCGGGGACAAGUACCGCUCCAGGAAGGUGAUCAGAGAAAAGAGGGGAGAUGGAAGGGAAUGCCCUGCACUUGUGGAUAGAGAACACUGCGGCGACGCCAACUCCUGUGCGCACAUGGACUACUUCGAGUGGUGAUAGUUAAUGUAAAUGGUAUUAAAGGUAGUUUAUCAUUAAUGAUAAGAAUUUUGAGAAAAAUAAAAAUCAUGUCUUGGACUGUCAGCGACAGGC